This is a messenger RNA of Carassius auratus (goldfish), 1896 nucleotides long. RefSeq names its product interleukin-7 receptor subunit alpha-like. NCBI's taxonomy places the organism in Eukaryota, Metazoa, Chordata, Actinopteri, Cypriniformes, Cyprinidae. The coding region runs from base 181 to 1302 and encodes 373 amino acids. Gene Ontology annotation, biological process: cytokine-mediated signaling pathway; positive regulation of receptor signaling pathway via JAK-STAT; hemopoiesis. Gene Ontology annotation, molecular function: cytokine receptor activity. Gene Ontology annotation, cellular component: external side of plasma membrane. The record is from RefSeq and is a predicted model, not a curated record. The transcript is spliced from 8 exons.
CUCGCUCGCUCGCUCUCUCUCUCUCUCUGUCUUUCUCUCUCUCUCUCUCUCUCUCGCUCGCUCGCUCUCUCUCUUCCUCUCACCUCUGAAAGUACCACUGUGAUCUGUCAAUCGUCAGUGAACCGUGUGUGAGUAAUGAAGACUGUGUGAGUGAUCUAUGCCUGUACUGGUGUAUCAGAGAUGGCGGGUGUUUUAUGGAUGCUCUUUGCCGUUUCCUGUCCUUUGGUUCUCUCAGAGAGUGGGGAUUUUGACUGGUCAGAUGAAGUGACCUGCUGGUCAACUAUGACCCUCCGUCAGAGUAACCUCAUCUGCUCGGUCAACGAACCCCUGGAGGAGGACAACCUUUUGACACUCUGCACAAUGGAGGGUUCGUUGAAAAGUUGUUCCAAUGCUACUAAAAGACUACAAGACUUUAUUUUUGAGGAUUUGAUCCUUACAGCAAAAUAUGAGCUACUUAUAGGAAAUGAUGUUAUCAACAGUGACAUCAACCUUUCAAAAAUAGUCAAAAUCCCAGCUCCUGAAAUGAAACUUGCUACGUACAUGGAAAGCACAGAUGAAGUUUUCAUAUGGUUUGAACACAUUCAUGAAUAUGUUAAAAACCCCAAAUUCCAAUUGCAAAUAUGGAGGGACAAAGAUACGGACAAGAUCAUCAUAAACAUUACAAAUAGGAACUUCAGUAUGAGCAGGGAAAGCCUUGGAGAUGGUGUUUACUGGACACGGGUUAGAGCAAAACCGUGGGACUAUUUUGCUGGCGACUGGAGUGAGUGGAGUUCAAAUGCCAAUUUCACUAUAAAAGUUCCUUCCACAGAAAAUAAUUUCCCAAUGGUUGGUUUCAUCAUCACCGUCUUUGUCAUUCUGGGGCUCAUCAUCGGUUUGGGGACCUUGCGAUGGAUGGCACACAUUAAAGAAUACAUUACACCAAACAUCCCACACCCCAAGGCAACUCUUGCACAAAUGCAAAGGGGCCUUCCUUUCACUUUCAGUCCUGAGCUAUUCAGUGACGUCUUCAUACACCGUGUGGAUUACGUUGAUGAAAAGCCAUCUUCUCCUGAGCUUCAGGACGGCCUGGACGAGUGCUGCUGCAGUCAAGCCAGUUCCUCUAGAACGUCCCUGAGUGAAAUGGACAUGAAAGCUGAUGAAUGUCUUCCAAGAGAGCAGUCCCACCUUAAAAUUAGACUGUUAGAUGAAUCCGAUUCUUUGAAAGUAAGCGAACAUGGCAGCUCUCAGAGCGCAACGGCAACUCAACGGGAAUGUAAAGAUGAAGCCUAUGUCACUAUGUCCAGUCUCUUCAAAAUGCAGUGAUGAAACUGUAUCAAGUCAGUUCCAGUUCACUGGGGAUUUUACAAACGCUUGGUUUGUAUAUGACAAAGAGUUAACUGAGAUUUUAUGACGCAUUUAAUAACCCAAUAAGCCUGUGACAUAUAUAAGAGGCGCUUUAACACAUCACUAGUCAUGUCCGGUUUGUUGCUCUGAUGCUAACCAAGUUUGUACAUAUAGCAGUCAUCCACAGGUUUCAUUUUCAACCAAGCAUCGUGCACAGCUGUGGUCUCCAUUUUGGUAGCCAAUUUCCUUCUGAAUGUUUCAGAAACACAGGCAUUAAGAGUGAUAAGAAAAGUCAUCACGCAUAUACUCAGACCUCAUGUAACUGCUGCUAGCCUCAGUAUCCUCUGCCAGACCUCGCGCACAACUUUCAAACCUAAUACAUAACAGUUCAAGUGGCACUUUUUCAAUUAACUGAGGAUUUAUUUAUAACAUAUAUGGGAAAAAAAAAAUAUUUUCUGUGUAUAUUAAAAACAUCUGCUUGUAAUGCUAACUUUGUAAUGCAAUUCAGCUGUAGCCUAUAUACAUGGUAUUCUAUGUUAAAACAGAUGUGUAAUAAAGGAAUGUAUAAAAAAA